AUGGCGCGUCUCUCGCGGUCGUCCGGUACAUCCCCUUCCUCCACACCCUCCUCAGCCCUGGACUCCAAAACGACGUCGAUUUCCACUGAACAUCACCUCCUAACGCCCGCGACGAGCCAGUCUGAAUCUUCUAGUAUGAAUGAUGCUGCUGCGUUGGAGUUGGAGAAAGCUGGCUUGGAGGUGACUCCGGCAACAGAGCGACGUUCUCGACGCGUCACGCGUUCGUCGCUGAUGAUGGCGGCAGGGGGCGCAGUGAGGGAGGAGAGGGGACUUAUCAUGAGCGAUGACGAUGAAAGAGUUACGCGUCAUCCGUUGCGUUCAAAUCCGCUGGAUCAUCCUGAGGUUGCGGGUGGUGUGGAAGUUGAGAGGGAGGGCCAGGCGGAGAAUGUCGCGAAGGAGGAGGAGCACUUGGGCAAUGAUGAGCUCGGAAAAAAUACCUUGGAAAUCAAGAAAAAAGAUGGCAGUGAGGAUAGGGCGCGGAGACGUUCGUCGCGUUUGGUCAUGUUGGAGAAAACGAGUGAGAUGGUUGGGAGGGCUUCGACGGUGCUUGGGAAGAGAUCACGGGAGGCUAUGUUAAAGGGUAAAGAUAGAUUGAAGGUCAUUAACAGACGGGCCAGUUUACGGCCGAGAAAUGUCGUUUGUGAGACCUCUACUCCUUCAACUACACCUACAUCUACGGCGGAUGGCCCGGUUUUGAAAAAGCGACGGGUUUCCGAGGGUGACGCAGUAGCUUCGAAGAAGUCGUCAGACAGUACUACUGUUGGUGAUAAUGAUACGCAGCCACCCAAACCUAAAACUGUCCCAUAUAAGAGAAAGAAGUGGCUUUCACAUGGACUAUAUGCGGGGCAGGAUCGAUACUUUGACCCCAGGCUUACAGAAGAGAAGAACAGAAUUAAAUUCGCAAAGAAGAAUGCAGAGGAGCGAAAGAAAGUCUUCCCCUUGCCCAUGUUUGCAGGAGAGAGGUUGAUUGAGGAUGGGAGAGAUUUCAAAUUGCCCUUUGAUAUAUUCUCGCCGCUUCCCCCUGGCCAGCCGAAACCAGAUGAGUGGCGGAAGACUAAUAAGAAUGUAUUCGUCGGCGAUGCAGCUUGUAUAUGGAAAGCAAUAAAGCUUGGCGAAUGCUCUACAUGCAUGUGCACCCCUGAGUCAGGCUGUGAUGAGAACUGCCAAAAUCGGUACAUGUUUUAUGAAUGUGAUGACAACAACUGCAAGCUAGGUGCUGAACUAUGUGGCAAUCGAAAUUUCGAAGGUCUGCGCCAGCGCAGUAAGUUGGGUGGCAAAUAUAACAUCGGCGUUGAGGUGAUUAAAACAGCGGACCGUGGAUAUGGAGUACGCAGCAAUCGGACUUUUGCGCCUAACCAGAUAAUUGUGGAGUAUACGGGGGAGAUUGUCACGCAAGAGGAGUGUGAGAGGAGGAUGAGGACGGUGUAUAAAAAUAAUGAGUGCUAUUAUCUUAUGUACUUUGAUCGGAAUAUGAUUAUCGAUGCCACCCGAGGCUCCAUUGCCCGCUUCGUUAAUCAUUCCUGCGAACCGAACUGUAAGAUGGAGAAGUGGACAGUUGCCGGAAAGCCGCGUAUGGCUCUCUUCGCUGGCGAACAUGGGAUUAUGACAGGGGAAGAGCUGACCUACGAUUAUAACUUUGAUCCCUAUUCUCAAAAGAACGUACAAGAAUGCCGUUGUGGAGCGCCGACAUGCCGUGGCGUGCUCGGUCCCAAACCAAAAGAUUCUAAGAAACAGGAAAAUUCGAACCUGUCCAAAAACCCAAAGAAGAUGUCCGCUUCAAAAACGGUGGCAGGCAAGAAGCGGAAACAGGAGAAAGUCCUAGACGAAUCCUCUACGUCCCGCCUGAACAAAAGGAGAAAGGUUCUCAAGCCAGUAUCAAAAUCACUCAAGGCGGGCAUUAAAAAGGCUGCAGCUGGCGCCCGCUCAGCCACUAAUUCAACCAAGAAGGCGAAAACGAAAGCGAAACCCAAAACCAAAACGACCACCACCGCCAAAGCCAAAUCAGCUCCAACUAAGAAAACAAAACUUCGACCAAGGCCAAAAGCCGCCGCAAAAACGAGAGUAGCUACCGCAAACCAGAAGACUCAGAAAUACGUAGUUCAAACUCCGUCCCAGGCGCAAUCGCAAGGCAACACGAAGCUCAACCGACCUACCAAAAAGUUAAACUCCAUUUCUGCCGCGCGCACUACAAGUAGGACUCCAGCCGCCAUGAGACGGCUUCUCGAAGCCGAGAAGAAGUCUGUUGAACAUGAAAACACGAAGGAAGAAACCAGAAUAGAUAAGGCUAUAUCAAAAUUGCUACAUGAAAACUCCACCCCUUUCAUUUAA
Messenger RNA from Blastomyces gilchristii SLH14081, 2328 nucleotides. RefSeq names its product histone-lysine N-methyltransferase ASH1L. The record is from RefSeq and is a predicted model, not a curated record. Gene Ontology annotation, molecular function: protein binding; histone H3K36 methyltransferase activity. Gene Ontology annotation, biological process: regulation of DNA-templated transcription. The coding region runs from base 1 to 2328 and encodes 775 amino acids. Gene Ontology annotation, cellular component: chromatin; nucleus. The transcript has 4 exons. Lineage: Eukaryota; Fungi; Ascomycota; Eurotiomycetes; Onygenales; Ajellomycetaceae.